Molecule: messenger RNA, 390 nt
Organism: Penicillium coprophilum
Lineage: Eukaryota; Fungi; Ascomycota; Eurotiomycetes; Eurotiales; Aspergillaceae
Exons: 1
Source: RefSeq, a predicted model, not a curated record
CUCUUGGCCCCCGGCACCGUUGGAGUCUGUGGAUCGCUGGCCGCUGGCCAUACCCGAAACUCAGAUUCCUGGAGGGAGCCGCCCCGUGGGAUCCGCCGUUCGCCGGCGUUGUCCACGGGGUCUGGACCCUUCAUCCGAGGGCCACAUGCCGCAGCCUGCCACCGCCCUCACGGGCGCCCUGGUCGGAACACCUGCGUGCGGACUGGUGCUGAGGAGUUUAGUGGGGGCAAUCGGAUGGUUUCAGCGUCCCCCCGGUACGCCGGGGGUGCCGCCGCAACCGGGCGCCUCGUGCGCCCCUUCCAUUUAACUACAUUCUACCCCCUCGGGGGUCUGGGCUUCCGGGACCCUCUCGCCGCAAGGCGGGCGGGCCUCCGGGACGUCUUGCCAUGA